AUGAGCAAGGCAGAGGAAUGGGAGCCGCGUCGAUCUGUACACCGACAGCACCUGCAAGCAGAACAACAUCCAUCACAGCUACAGCAGCGUGCCGACCACCGUGCUGCAGACCACCUAAACAGACCAGCGGUAUCUUUUUCUACCCACCGCAGUAACUUUCGUCAGGGGGUCCGACGUACUACGCCCAGAAGCGUCCCCAGCACUGAUCGAUCCAGCACCUAUCUCGGUAGCCGUUCUAGUUCAGAGACGUACCGCGGUUCAGAACAUCGGGUGCCUAAUCGUGAACGUGGGCAUGGCGACGGACAUAGUUAUGAGUCCCUAAGCGCCAAGAAACCCCUCCUGGACGAUGAAUAUGAGGGUGAUGGCAACGGCGACGGCGACGACAUCAACAACAGCGACGACUAUGAUGAUGUUGUAAAAUUUCUUACAGGUGCCAGGAUGACAAAGGGCGAGUCCCUUACCACAUUCUUGGAUCGCACCAAAACAACUGCAACUCCAAUUGUGCCCCAGUAUGUGCUCCCUAAGGAAAGACUUAUAACGACCCCAUCAACACAAGCGCCAAUUGCAGCAGAUACGGAACCCAUCUACACGAGAGAUGUAAAGACGCAGAAAACGACUCUUAUCAGCCAGGCGGAACUGGAAAGAAGGAUGCAGGCCUUGCGAGAGUCUAUCUCCGAGUCAGUACCACCGAGGCGACCCUUGUCGAUGCAACCAACCCAAGAGAAGCAACGGCGAGAUCUGGCGACGCGCAGUGGUCAGAUUAAUAGGCGAGAUCUUAAAGACGGAGCAAAUUAUCCAUCUCAGCAACACACGCCCACGGCAUCACAGCAGCAACGGAAACAGGCAUCGCAACAGCAUAGGAUGGAAGCAUCUCAGCAUAGGAGGGAGGCGCUGCGCUCAAGAGCCCAUCGUUCCGAUCUCAAGCACAAAUUCAGCAGCCAUCUACAGUCCUGGAAUACACACACAUCAUGGCCAACGAUGUCAGCCGGCGAGAGCUCUGCGAGUGACGCGCCCUAUCGUAGCAAUGCUGCUCGGCGCUGGCGCAUGCAGCAUACAAAGGGGACGUCCAGGAGAGAAUCGAUCUCUGGAUCAAUGCCGGACUCCAGCUCCAGCAUAGACUCGGAAUAUCGCGACCCUGUCAAGCAGAUCUCAGGAGGCCUAUCAGCCGAUCCGACAACCUCAGCCCUGGCACCAAUUGCAGAGCGGAAGAUCAGAAGGUCUUAUUGCGGAUGGAUCGUAAUCCGUCUUUUUCGGUUCUUCCUCUGGACGCUGGUAUCAAUGACAAUACAGGUGGUCGUCAUGGGAAUCUUGUUCAGACCCACCUCAUCAGUGGCCCAUCUAUCGACUGAAGGCUCCCGUGGAAGUGUCCCCAGAGCCGUUGCCUACAGUGGACGAGACUAUGUUGCCGAUCAAAUAGGAUUCUACACGUUUCUUGAUGACGGAUUUGGUCAACACACGCUCGCAUAUUGUCACGAUCUAUGGGAGUUUCCAACUGAUCCAACAAGUCUAUAUUAUGGCAGACGCAUCUCGUCCUUACGGAGUCGCAUUCUCGAUGCAAUGGCAAAAGCGCGCCUCAUCAUAGCCAGCGCAUCGAACGCGGCCAUUGGGUCAAGGCCCUUGCAGUAUUUGUGGUUGAAGAUCAGGGGGAUUGUAGUGGGCUGGGAUCGAGUUUGGAACGGAGGUAGAGAAGAGAACGACGCGCUUGAAUGGCUCUAUCAUUGA
This is a messenger RNA of Gamsiella multidivaricata, 1722 nucleotides long. RefSeq lists its product as uncharacterized. The record is from RefSeq and is a predicted model, not a curated record. Bases 1 to 1722 code for a protein of 573 amino acids. NCBI's taxonomy places the organism in Eukaryota, Fungi, Mortierellomycota, Mortierellomycetes, Mortierellales, Mortierellaceae. The transcript has 2 exons.